Messenger RNA from Adineta ricciae, 461 nucleotides. The record is from the annotation of a GenBank genome assembly. Lineage: Eukaryota; Metazoa; Rotifera; Eurotatoria; Adinetida; Adinetidae.
AUGGCAUUUGGACAAAUUUCAUACCAAGCAUCAACAAAACGUCAGAGACAACGAUAUCCCGAACAACAUCGUUCGCGUUCAUACGAUGAUUUACUAGCCGAGUAAGAUAUCUCGCAAACGUACACGGUUUUUUUUCGUAUAUGCUUUCAACUAGAAAUUUUCUUUCUUAUUUGACUAGCGUGUAAUAUAGUGCGUAAUUAAAAAUGUGAAAUGAUUUGAGACCAUCUACCGUUCAGUGUUUUUUUACUUGUGUGCAUGUAGACAUAAAUAUAUUAUUGAGAAUUAGAAACGAAAUUUAUUCAUUUGUUCGAUGGAUUAGUUGAGAAAGGAAAAAAAAAGCGAGAGAAAAAUAAUUAGAAACUGACAAUAAGGAGAACAAAGAUGACAUUUACAAUGGUUACACUUGAGAGGUCAUUGUAUACAUAUAUGGAGCGAAUAAGAAUAGAAAUUCUCUAUUUUGA